Messenger RNA from Paramisgurnus dabryanus, 2297 nucleotides. Its product is annotated as cytochrome P450 2F2-like. NCBI's taxonomy places the organism in Eukaryota, Metazoa, Chordata, Actinopteri, Cypriniformes, Cobitidae. Gene Ontology annotation, cellular component: intracellular membrane-bounded organelle; cytoplasm. Gene Ontology annotation, biological process: xenobiotic metabolic process. The record is from RefSeq and is a predicted model, not a curated record. Gene Ontology annotation, molecular function: iron ion binding; heme binding; oxidoreductase activity, acting on paired donors, with incorporation or reduction of molecular oxygen, reduced flavin or flavoprotein as one donor, and incorporation of one atom of oxygen.
UGUAAGUUAAUUUGCAACUUAUGACGCACUACUUCCAUAUAUAUAAAAACAGUGUUGUGCGCAUACAUUUGAAUGUUACAGUUAGGACAGACCGAUGGAAGAUCAUUGAUGUACAACAUAAAAAGUAAAGGACCCAAAAUAGAUCCUUGUGGGACACCAAAUAUACUUAGAGGGGCUGACUUAUAAUGUAUACUAAAAUACUGUGUGUGACCUGACAAAUAAGAUUUAAUCCAUCUUAAAGCAUGUGGAGAAAAGUUAAAACCCAAUAAUUUAGAUGAAGAUAAAUUUAGAAUUGUAUGAUUUACCAUGUCAACAGCAUUAAAUACAAUGAAGACUGUACAACUAUAGGAAAAACAGAGAGAGUAUAAAUGGAGAGUGUGGAUGAUGGGAAUUGUAGUCUGGAGGGAGAUGAAUGGAGAAACCAGGGGAAACAGAUAGGAGAACAGACUGGUAGUGUGACACAUUUUUUUUCAGAAUGUUAUAUAAAAGUGGGAGGAGGGUUCAAUGCUCCAGUAUGUAUGCAUAUGAGAGUGUUGAUCAUUCGAGUGUAACAGUCAUCAGUCAACAUGCUGGGAUGGAUUCUGGUGUGGACGUGCAUCUUCAUUCUCUUUCUUUUUAUCCGCAUUCCAAGGCCUAAGAACUUUCCUCCUGGACCACGUCCAGUCCCAUUUUUUGGAAAUCUGCUCCAACUCAACAUUGCCAAUCCUUUGAAGGACUUUGAGAGGCUGGCAAAUCGUUAUGGAAAGGUUUACAGUUUGUACAUUGGAUCAAAACCUACAGUAGUGCUUAAUGGUUUUGAGGUUAUAAAGGAAGCUCUUGUUAAUAAGGCGGUUGAGUUUGCUGGACGCCCACAAGACCUCAUGGUCAACCAUGUCAUGAAGGAAGGAGGUGUUGUUUUGGCCGACUAUGGCCCUGAUUGGAAAGAACACAGACGCUUUGCUCUCAUGACUCUGAGAAACUUUGGUCUGGGGAAGCAAACAAUGGAGGAGAGGAUUUUGGGAGAGAUCUCAUUUAUUGUUGAUAAACUGGAUAAAGCUGUUGGAGGCUCCAUUGAUCCUAAGACUAUGUUCCACAAUGCUGCAUCAAAUAUCAUCUGCAUGGUUCUGUUUGGAUCUCGCUUUGAUUAUGAUGAUGCAUUCUUCAAGCGUUUUAUUGAAAUCUUUACAGAGAAUGCAAAGAUCGCCAAUGGACCAUGGGCUAUGAUUUAUGAUGCUUUACCUAUGCUGAGAAGUCUGCCCUUACCUUUUAAGAAGGCUUUUACAAAUGCCAGUACAGGCAGACAGAUGUCUUUAAAUUUCAUCAACGAGCACAAGAAGACCAGAGUCCCAGGAGAGCCGAGGGAUUUCAUUGACUGCUAUCUGGAUGAGCUUGAUAAGAGAGGUGAUGAUGGUUCGAGCUUUUGUGAAGACCGACUUAAAUUGUACAUUUUGGAUUUGCACUUUGCAGGGACUGAUACUACCUCCAACACCCUCCUCACUGGAUUCCUCUACCUCAUGAAUCACCCCAAAGUUCAAGGUCUGUAUUUUAAAAACAAAUCGAGUUCAUUGAUUAUUUUUGCUCUGUUCACUAGCUUAAAUACAUGCAAACAUGUCCUUGUCUUUCCUCCAGCGAAAUGUCAGCGAGAGAUUGAUGAAGUUUUGGAAGGUAAAGAUCAGGCCUCAUUUGAAGACAGACACAAUAUGCCGUACACACAGGCUGUGAUUCAUGAAGUUCAGCGUGUGGCAAACACCGUACCACUGAGUGUGUUUCACUGCACCACCAAAGACACAGAGCUGAUGGGUUACAAUAUCCCAAAAGGAACUAUGAUUAUUCCUAAUCUUACUUCUGUACUGAAUGAAGAAGGUCAGUGGAAGUUUCCUCAUGAGUUUAAUCCAGCCAACUUCCUAAAUGAUGAGGGCCAGUUUGUGAAACCUGAAGCCUUUAUGGCAUUUUCUACUGGGCCCCGUGUGUGUCUCGGUGAGGGUCUUGCUCGUAUGGAGCUUUUCCUGGUUAUCGUCACUCUGCUGCGUCGAUUCCAGUUUGUUUGGCCUGAAGAUGCUGGGGAACCAGAUUACACCCCUGUGUUUGGGGUCACACUCACACCCAGGCCCUACAGAAUGCACAUUAGACUCAGAGAACCGGCCAAAAAAUUAUAAUGAUGCUUACCGCGUAUAUUUUACAAAGAUGGACUAGUGUGUUUUAUUCAUGAAAACAUGAAUAAAAGAAACUGAAGGCACAGAACCAUGCCAGUUGGGUUAUGGCUAGACCUACUUUGAUAUACAUCAGAUUAUUCUUACAAAAUAAAAACUACCAAUUUA